CUUUCGUUGAGGGAGUGUGGCCGCAGGCCGGGCCCUGUGAGGGGCCUUCCCUGAGGGGGAUGCAGCAGCAGGCCCAGAGUGGGGUCAUUCACGAUGGGAGAGAGCAGUGAGCUGCGCUGGUGAAGGCUGUCCCUGACAGGGGAUGGCAGUGGGCCAGGCCAGGCCCUCUGUGGGGAGAUGAGGAUGGGCUGAUGUGGUACAAGGUCUCUGAGGGCAGUGAUGGCGGACCGGGUCGGCAUUCACCUGGGGCCAUCAGGCCGCUGAGCCCAGGCUGUGCCGCAGGAGAGGCAGCGGCGCUGGUGCUGGUGGCCGUGCUGUGGGGCAGCACCGGGCCGUUCCUGCGGACAGGCGCGGCGGGGCUGGAGGAGGUGCAGCGCCGGGGCCGCCUGCAGCAGCUGCUGGCCGAGAUCCGCUUCCUGGGCCUCAACUACAAGUACAUGGUGCCGUUUCUGCUCAAUGAAGGUGGAUCUCUCCUCUUCUACCUCACCUUGGCAUCCGCAGAUCUGUCCCUGGCAGUACCGCUCUGUAACUCCCUGGCUUUGAUAGUCACGCUGGUGACUGGGAGGAUUCUGGGAGAGGACAUCGGUGGUAAAAGAGCUGCAGCAGGAAUGCUGCUCACUGUCCUAGGAGUCACGCUCUGUGUAGCUGGUUCGUGAACGAGACGCAGUGAGAAGCAGAGCAAGAGAACCUGUUCAAAGGUAACCCUCGUGGCUGAAGCAGGGGCUUCUGGCUCAGCAGCAGACCGUUUGGCUCAGUUGGACCUGGGAAGCUGUAUUUUGACACACGGAUGUCAAAAAACGUGAAAACAUGGACUGUAUUCCCUGAGCACCAGGGUGGAACAAGGCAUGUUGCAUGGACAUCCUAUGUAAUGUCUUGAGUUAAGGAAUUUUUUGUCUGCGGGUGUUUCAAGGCAGGGAUGAUUGAAUUGUCUUGUUCAGCACUGGAGGGAUAAUAAAUGGUUAAUAAAUAGUUCA
Molecule: messenger RNA, 974 nt
Organism: Gymnogyps californianus (California condor)
Lineage: Eukaryota; Metazoa; Chordata; Aves; Accipitriformes; Cathartidae
Gene: TMEM234
Product: transmembrane protein 234
Exons: 4
Coding region: 192-656 (154 amino acids)
Source: RefSeq, a predicted model, not a curated record